AUGCUAUACUUAAGGCAGUAUGAAUGCAACACUGGACGGAUCCUUGCAACUGGGAUCAAGAGGAAGGAUGCGCCUUUGUGUAUUAAAACAGCAUUUGCAGCACAGGAUGUAGGAGGGUUCAUGACUGAGGCUCUCCAGGCUCUGAACACUUUAGACAAAGUGCGGAAAAUUGCAAAUGACAUCAGACCACCUAGCAUGAUAGGUCCGCCUCCAGAUCCUCCUCCAGGUCCUCCAGGUCCUCAUGAUCCGCCUCCAGGUCCGCCUCCAGAUCCUCCUCCAUAUGCUCCUCCAGGGUCUCCUCCAGGUCCGUCUCCAGAGCCCUCUCCAGGUCCUCCAAAUCCUCCAGGUCCUCCUCCAGAUCCUCUUCCAGGUCCUCCACAUCCUCCUCCAGAUCCUCCUCCAGGUCCUCCUCUAGGUCCUCUAGGUCCUCCUCUAGGUCCUCCUCUAGGUCCUCCUCUAGGUCCUCCAGGUCCUCCUCCAGCCAGCGGGCUCCCCUCGCUCCCUGCGCUCACCCAGCGCGCGCGCGCACUUCGGCCGCAGAACCGCCAUGAGAAUCCCCGAUCCUCCGGCAGAGCAGCCGAAGGACAGCCCCGCCCUCGGCCGACGGACAACGUCGCCCUCGGACGCCAUCUGCUCGAAGGGCCUCGGCCUCGGUGGCACUCCGACCGGGAGGCCGAAGGAGCGACGAGUUCCUCUCGUUUUCGUUUCUCUGGAAAAUUGAUCGCGAGGAUAAUGGAUAAGUUAAACAAUGUUGAAACUGCAUGA
Messenger RNA from Penaeus indicus, 765 nucleotides. RefSeq names its product proline-rich protein HaeIII subfamily 1-like. Lineage: Eukaryota; Metazoa; Arthropoda; Malacostraca; Decapoda; Penaeidae. The coding region runs from base 1 to 765 and encodes 254 amino acids. The transcript is spliced from 6 exons. The record is from RefSeq and is a predicted model, not a curated record.